AAGUGUCGUUCAGGACAAAUUCAAAGCCGCAUCUAAUAAUAAUGUCGUCUAUUGUGAGGGACCUGAGAAGGCACCAACGAAGCGCUAGUGCUUUAGGGAUAUCAAGGAGUACAUCGGAAUUGUCCAAAAGGCUCUCUGGAUUUGUGUCCGUCACUGAUCGCAUACCAGAGUCGCUAUCGACGGCUUCCCGUCUUAAAUGGAUACCACCAGGUCGUAAAACGCCGGAUCUCUAUAAAACAAAAAGGCCUACGACGGGAAAGUCUUCCAAAUCAAACAAACGAUCGAUACAGUACACUGAUUAUCUGAAAGCGGAUUCAUUUGACACCCGACAAUUGGGAAAUGGCCUGACAAGUGGACGACGUUUAACAAGAAAACUGCAAAGCUCUAACCAGUUAUUAUCAAAUCAUUCUCACAACAAACAAUCGAUGUUUUUAAUAAGGUCAAAAUCGACGCCUCAGAUGAAAACAAAAUGCGAUUCCAAUAAUAACCGCGGCGAUGAUUUUUCAGCCAAUAAGAAGGUUAAGAAUACAUUAAAUGAUGCCCUUUUGGAGGACGACACGUAUGUGACGGCCAACUUUUCAACUAUGACGGAAUUCCAUGGUAUAAUUCAAGCCUUUCGGGAAACCCGUCUGGCUCAAAAGAAACAGAAAUGUAGAAAAAUGAAAGACAAUAUUCUUAAAACCGAGCCUGAAAAGAAUGAAAUUGAAUCUGUAUUCGAACGCACGGCCAAAACACUGCUUG
Messenger RNA from Owenia fusiformis, 741 nucleotides. The record is from the annotation of a GenBank genome assembly. NCBI's taxonomy places the organism in Eukaryota, Metazoa, Annelida, Polychaeta, Sabellida, Oweniidae.